Lottia gigantea (owl limpet) is the source of this 228-nucleotide messenger RNA. RefSeq lists its product as hypothetical. The record is from RefSeq and is a predicted model, not a curated record. The annotation marks the transcript as partial. Lineage: Eukaryota; Metazoa; Mollusca; Gastropoda; Lottiidae. The transcript has a single exon.
CAUAGGGAUCUCUGGCAUAAGGGUCAGCUGCAUAGGGAUCAGCUGCAUAAGGAUCUUCACCAUAAGGAUCCCUCGCAUAUGGGUCAGCUACAUAGGGAUCAGCUGCAUAAGAAUCUUCACCAUAUGGAUCAGCAGCAUAGGGAUCUUUGCCAUAAGGAUCCUCACCAUAAAGAUCAGCUGCAUAAGGAUCCACUGCAUAAGGAUCUUCAGCAUAAGGAUCAGCUUCAU